This is a messenger RNA of Saccoglossus kowalevskii, 1161 nucleotides long. RefSeq names its product hepatitis A virus cellular receptor 1-like. Lineage: Eukaryota; Metazoa; Hemichordata; Enteropneusta; Harrimaniidae. The record is from RefSeq and is a predicted model, not a curated record.
AUGCUCACAUUUCCAAUUAGUGUUUUGAUGCAAACAUCGGCAAGCAGUGUUGUGAUGCAAACAUUGCCAAGCAGUGUUGUGAUGCAAACAUCGUCAAGCAGUAUGGUGAUGCAAACAUUGCCAAGCAGUGUUGUGAUGCCAACAUUGCCAAGCAGUGCUGUGAUGCUCACAUUUCCAAUUAGUAUUGUGAUGCCAACAUUGUCAAUCAGUGUUGUGAUGCCAACAUCGCAAAUCAGUGUUUUGAUGCUCACAUUUCCAAUCAGUGUUGUGAUGCCCACAUUGCCAACCAGUGUUGUGAUGCCAACAUUGCCAAGCAGUGUUGUGAUGCACACAUUUCCAAUUAGUUGUGUGAUGCAAACAUUGCCAAUCAGUGUUGUGAUGGCAACAUUUCCAUUCAGUGUUGUGAUGCCAACAUUGCCAAGCAGUGUUGUGAUGCAAACAUUUCCAAUAAUAGUUGUGAUGCCAACAUUGCCAAUCAGUGUUGUGAUGGCAACAUCUUCAAUCAGUGUUGUGAUGCCAACAUUGCCAACCAGUGUUGUGAUGCCCACAUUGCAAAUCAGUGUUUUGAUGCUCACAUUUCCAAUUAGUGUUGUGAUGCCAACAUUGCCAAGCAGUGUUGUGAUGCUCACAUUUCCAAUUAGUGUUGUGAUGCCAAAAUUCCCAAUCAGUGUUUUGAUGCUCACAUUUCCAAUCAGUGUUGUGAUGCAAACAUUUCCAAUAAUAGUUGUGAUGCCAACAUUGCCAAUCAGUGUUGUGAUGGCAACAUCUUCAAUCAGUGUUGUGAUGCCAACAUUGCCAACCAGUGUUGUGAUGCCCACAUUGCAAAUCAGUGUUUUGAUGCUCACAUUUCCAAUUAGUGUUGUGAUGCCAACAUUGCCAAGCAGUGUUGUGAUGCUCACAUUUCCAAUUAGUGUUGUGAUGCCAAAAUUCCCAAUCAGUGUUUUGAUGCUCACAUUUCCAAUCAGUGUUGUGAUGCCCACAUUGCCAACCAUUGUUGUGAUGCCAACAUUGCCAAUCAGUGUUUUGAUGCUCACAUUUCCAAUCAGUGUUGUGAUGCCCACAUUGCCAACCAGUGUUGUGAUGCCAACAUUGACAAUCAGUGUUUUGAUACUCACAUUGCCAACCAGUGUUGCGAUGCCCACAUUGUCAACCAGUGUUUGA